Molecule: messenger RNA, 5232 nt
Organism: Strongylocentrotus purpuratus (purple sea urchin)
Lineage: Eukaryota; Metazoa; Echinodermata; Echinoidea; Camarodonta; Strongylocentrotidae
Product: cap-specific mRNA (nucleoside-2'-O-)-methyltransferase 1
Exons: 20
Coding region: 74-2653 (859 amino acids)
Biological process (GO): 7-methylguanosine mRNA capping
Cellular component (GO): nucleus; cytoplasm
Molecular function (GO): nucleic acid binding; methyltransferase cap1 activity
Source: RefSeq, a predicted model, not a curated record
UCCAACUGCUAACCAGAGCCAAAAGAAGGAUAAAAACUCAAUUUUUGUUGUACACUUUAACGCUAUUUUGAGGAUGGAUAGGAAAAGGAAAUACGACGGGGAGUCAGAUGGACCACCUCUGUCCAAGAAAUCAAAUUUCAAUGAUGGGGAUGACGGUGGAGGAGGGGGUGUGUCUUUUGCCCCCCAGCAGAUGUUCAAAUCCCUGAGCGAUGCAUCCACAGACUCUUCUGAUUCUUCAUCUUCGAUUGGAUCUCCACCGCCUCUCUUCAAACCGAUGGGCCUGGGUGCAUCAAUGGCCCCAUCAAUGGCCCCAUCAAUGGCCCCUUCCAAGCCAGCAGCGCCAUCAUCAUCUUCAGGAUACAGCUCAGCUGCACAGAAAAUGAUGGCUAAAAUGGGUUACAAAGAAGGCGCAGGACUUGGUAAAAAGGGCAAAGGUCGUGUGGACAUCGUUGAAGCAUCCAAACAAAGAGGGCGACGUGGUCUCGGUCUCAAGACGGCUGGAUUUGAACCUAGCACUGAAGUGGUGUGGGCCGGAGAUGAAAAGGUGUCUUCUGAAGAAACCGUUGAAUGGAUGGAGCCAUCACAAGGUAUCCUGACCAGCGCUGAGAUAGAGGAAUGGAAAGUCCUGUGGGAUGCCCAAAAGCAAAAGCUGACAAUUGAUGAUGAGACAGAAUUCUGUGAUGAAACCCUGCUGAAGAUACUCCUUGAACAAAAGUCGACCUUUGACCGCCUUGACGCAGAGGAGAUGAGGCAAGCCAGAACCCGUUCCAACCCCUAUGAGACGAUCCGGGGUGGCAUCUUCCUGAAUCGAGCAGCCAUGAAGAUGGCUAAUAUGGACUUUCUCUGUGAUUAUAUGUUCACAUCGCCAAAACACCCAGAUAGGACGCCGGUGGUGAAAGACAAUGAGCUCCUGUAUUUUGCUGAUGUGGCUGCUGGCCCUGGAGGUUUCUCAGAGUACGUGGUGUGGAGGAGAACACAGUCUCAGACCAGGAGGGACUUCCGGGUCAAAGGUUUUGGGUUCACCUUGAAAGGUAGCUGUGAUUUCAAGCUGGAGAACUUCUUCUCAGCAUCUCCAGAAUUCUUUGAACCUCACUAUGGUGUGAAUGGGAGUGAUGGUGAUGGGGAUGCUACAAACAGUGAGAACCAAAGUGAGUUCAGAAGAUUUGUAAUGGAGCACACGGAUGGGAAAGGUGUCCAUUUCGUCAUGGCCGAUGGGGGUUUCUCUGUGGAAGGUCAGGAGAAUAUCCAGGAGAUUCUCAAUAAACAACUGUUGCUAUGUCAGUUCUUGGUUGCCAUGUCAAUAGUCAGAGAAGGUGGUCACUUUGUGUGCAAGACCUUUGACCUCUUCACACCAUUCAGCAUUGGUCUGAUCUACGUCCUUUACCGGUCAUUCGAACAAGUCUCCCUCUUCAAACCCGUCACAAGCAGACCAGCAAAUUCAGAAAGAUAUGUGAUCUGCAAGGGUCGUAGGUCGGGAACUGACCCGACGCAUGACUUCCUCUACGACCUGAAUGUGACCUUGAACAUGCUGAAACCAAGUAAACAGGAUGUGCUUGAGAGUGUUCCUCUCGGUGUGCUGCAAGCAGACGACGCCUUCAUGGACUACGUCAUAGCACAGAAUGAAAGGCAAGCUGAAACUCAAACCCAAGGUCUUGCCAAGAUCCAGGCCUAUGUACAGAACUCCGAUCUGAUUGAGAUGGAACAGAAGAGGAUGAGGGAUGAAUGUCUGGCACUCUGGGGGAUCCCAGGAAGAUCAAGAGCAGCUCCCAAAGUCCCAGAUACAGCUACUAAGUUCAGUGAACUUUGCCAGGAGGAUCGGGGCGACUGCGGUUACUUCUGCAGGAUUGCCAUGCCGUUGGACAAGGAGAACUUUGCUCAGAAAGUCAAGAGUGUGUAUGACUAUCGCUGUACAGUGUCUGCAGGAGAGCGCUACUUUGUUCUUGGUGUUGGGAGAUCUAAUGUAUUCUUCUGGGAUGGGAAGCACCAACCCCCUAGGUGGAGGAAGCUAGAGAAGUGUAAGCUACGGCUACCAGGAGACACACUGUUUGAAGCAGAACUUCUUGAGGAACUCAAAGGAGAGGGCUCGGGUCAGAGGAGAAUGCUAACAGCUCAUAUCAUAGACGCCAUGUGGUUAGCAGGUCAGGAUGUGCAUUCAUUACCAUACUCAGAGAGAGUCCAAAGGAUUAGUUUGUUUGUCAAAGCAGUGAAUCGACCUACGAGAUCUGACCUGACCCCACUGAGGGUCAAAGAGGUCUUCAGAUGUCAGGAUGUCUCAGAGAUAAUGGAUAGACUGGUGAUGCUAGUGGUGAAGGGUGGAGGAAGGCAAAGAAGACUGUGUUACAGGACGGAUAAUGGCAGACAUUACAUGCCACAGGGAAUCUUCUUCAUCAAGACAUGCAACGAUCCAUGGACAGUGCAAUGGAGUAGGACCCAGAAGAGGUUGUAUUUCUUCAACAUGAGUAAUCGCAACUCAGUGUUUGAGUAUCCCCCAGAGAGCAUCGCCUCAUUCAAAGCAUGUCGGAUCCAUCGGUUGCUGUGGGCCUGGGAGGAAGGGGUCAAAGUUCACGACCAGCAAGAGAUGAGGCAGGACCCCAGCAAGCUCUCCAAGGAGAUGGUGUUAGAUCACAUCAAGAAGCAAAGAGUCGUGUUAUAGAAGAGGAGACAGAGGGAGGAAUAACAGAAGGAAAGAGGAAGAAAGAAAGACUUGUCAUCUUGUCAAGGGACGCUUGGUGAUACAAGCAUCCUCGAGGAAAUUAAUAGGGAUCGAUUAUUUCUGUCAUGAUGGUUUCAAGCCAAUUUAAAGAUGAAGAGAUGAAAUUGACAGAUGAGGAGAGGAACGAUAAGGAUUAUCUGUAUUGUCAGUACUUUUAGCAAUAGAAAACAGACGACAGGCUAAUGAGAGUAAUGAUUGCAAGACUUCUCAUCUUGCCUAGGGGCAAGCAAUGAUACAAGCUAGCAUCCUCAAAGAAAGUGAUUUUUAUUGAAGUAUUUCUGUUAAGAUGGAAUCAAGUUAUUGUAAAGAUGAUGAGAUUAAAUGGACAGAUAAGGAGAAGAACGAUAGGGUUGAACUUUAAUUUCCAUACUUUUAGUGAUGGAUAAGGAUUAAAGGUUGAAGGAAGGUAAUGAUUGUAAUACUUUCCAACAUGUGGAUGGACGACUCAAGAAUGAUGAUAGAUGCACUCUUAAGGAGAGUGGUAGGAAGUGAAUUAUUCCUGUUUAGAUGGAAUCACGCCAUUGUAAAGAUGAUGAGAUUAAAUCGACAGAUAAGGAGAUGAAGGAUUAGAGAGAAAAGUGGGAUAAAAAGCUAAAGGAAAGUAAUGAAAUGGAAGGAUUUAGUGAGGGGGAGCAAACUGGGAAAUUGAGAAUGAUGAAGUCAUAAACAGGGCUUUCAGGAAGAACAGUAUUGAUGCUGAUGAGGUUUACCUUGGUAAACAAUGUUAUUAUAUUCUCUGUUUAAGUAAUAUUUGCAAGGAAGGAAUGGUAAACUGAAUAGAGACUAUUUGUGUGCAAUGAAGCUUAUAGCACGUGCUGUUAAAAGAUCAUGCCUUAGGGUGUACAUUUUGCAGAAGAAUGCAUGAAAUUCAGUUUAUUGAAAAUGAAUUGCAAUUGAAGGCAGAGAUUACGGCUAGAUGAGCAGAAGAGAGAGAAAAGAAGUUAAAUUAUUACGAAGUCCAAACAGACUCUAAAGUGGAGUGGUAUGAAACCAAACCAUGGAGGCAAUAUAAACAUCAAUGUUAAUACCGAAAAAUUUACCAAUGUUUAUUUUACUCAUACUUUAAUAAUAUUUGGUUGAGCAAUAGAUUAACUUUGAAUUAUCAAGAGGUUUUAAAAUCGUAUUGGAAGCUGUUACAUGUGAAUCCUACUGUAGUGAUUAUUCAAAAUGUUUGUCAUUGUACACCUUUCCCAAGAGUAAUGGGGAGGGUGGAACAGAGAGAGAGAAAAAGAGGGAGAGAGAGAGAGGGAAGGAGAGAGAAAGAACCUUUUAGUAUCUUUCUGCUCUGGUUACUUCAAUAAGCAGCUGAAACAAAAAGCAAUCGUCCCAAGCUAAAUUAUAAUACACAUUAAUUGCAAUACUGCAAAAAGAUAAAAGCCAUAGAAGGUCAAAGAAUAAAAGUCAGGCUUCCAAUAAAAUAAUUUUAAAUGUAAGGAUAGCAGUAAUUUACAAAGAACAUGAGCAAAGCUAUCAUGCAUGACGCUAAUACAAGUCACACCAACAGAGACGCAUGUAAACUCUAAUUUGGUGUCCAAGCUUUGUACCCUAAGGAGAACUUAGAAGUCGCUCUGUGAGGAUGAAAAAGUUUUACCCAAGACUGCUUUGCUAUAAACUGAAAUUCCAAUGUAUUUGUCAACCACAAAGGUAUAGCUCUUAUUCUAGUACUCGAAGCCCAAGUCAAGAUGUUUUAUUGUGGUACAGAACUACAUUAGUUCUGUGCCACAGGCAUAGGAAAAACAUCUUUAAAACCUCAUUGCAUUUGAUUUAGUAGUAAAUACUGGUUACUAUUUUAGUGUUUUUACUUGUAGCUAACAUAAGAAAGAGCAAAGAUUUUGGACUAACAAAUAUCUGAUUUACAUAAUAUACAUAUGUACAAAAUAUGAGGUGAAGAUAAUGACUGAUUUCACAAGUUGUAUGUGCAUUAUGGUAUAUGAAUCUCUAUACUGUACAAUGAUCACAAGUACAAAAUGUUCAUUUACAGGUUUCCAUUUUAUUUUGUAUUUUCAAACAUAACUCCACAAAUAUCUCAUUUACAUAAUAUACAUAUGUACAAAAUAUUAGGUGUGAAGAUAAAUACCCUGCAUCACAAAUAUGAAAGAGUGGGCUUAUGGUGAUAUUAUGAAAAGUUCAUAGUUGUAUAUGAUGCAUAAAUGGUAUGACUAUGUUUUAUCUCCAGCAUUCAUAUUUAAAUGAGGAACUUCAUCACUGAGUUGAAUUAUUUGCUCAUGUAUUUCUUUCAAAUUAAAUAUUUCAGAAUAUAUGGAAUGCCCUUAUUUAUAUUCAAAGUAACAAUUGUAUUUGUUGAUAGAACUCCAAUUGGGUAACAUUCUUAAUUUCAUAGCUAGCGCUUGGAGACUUUGGUGGAAAGCGCUUUAUAAGCACCGUUUUAUUAUUAUUAUUAUACACUAUCACUUCCAUAUUACAAUACCUGGUAAAGAAAGGAAACGAUUGCUACCAGUAUAUUUAAAUUCAAAAUUUAAACAUAGCUCUCUGUACUGUACAUUUGUAUAUUAAACAUG